This is a messenger RNA of Naegleria gruberi, 687 nucleotides long. RefSeq lists its product as uncharacterized. The coding region runs from base 1 to 687 and encodes 228 amino acids. Lineage: Eukaryota; Heterolobosea; Eutetramitea; Acrasida; Naegleriidae. The transcript has a single exon. The record is from RefSeq and is a predicted model, not a curated record. Gene Ontology annotation, molecular function: protein binding.
AUGGAACAACACCUCCUUGCCGGUUUGUCUGCACACAAUAGUGGAAAAUUUAAAAUAGCCAUUGAUGAAUUUUCCCAUGCCCUCCAAUUUGAUAAGAAUAAUUUUACUGCUCUCAACAACAGAGCAAGUUCAUAUUUUGAAUUGAAAGAAUUUGAAAAAGCAAUAUCUGACUAUUCCGAAGCUCUCAAAUUAAAACCAAAAAAUGGUGAUGUUUAUUGCAGUAGAGGUCUUGUGUAUUUAGAAAUGAAGGAAAAGGAGAAAGCCAUUUCGGAUUUUAAUUUUGCUUUGGACUUUAAUUCAACAAACAAGAUAUUAAUUUACACAAUUAGAGGACAUUUGUAUUAUGAGAUUGGAGAAACUGAUAAAUCUCUUAAAGAUUAUAAUAAGGUAAUUGAAGAAAGCCCUGAUUAUCUGAUUUACAGUAGAAGAGGAGUUGUUCACUUGGAAAGUAAGGAAUACCUCAAAGCUAUCGAGGACUUUUCAAAAUCUAUUGAAUUGAACUCAAAGUUUUCAACAGCAUAUUUAAGUAGAGGUUCAGCAUAUCAUCAAAAUGGCGAGUACGAAAAUGCCAUCAAGGAUUUCACCGAGGCAAUCAAGCUCGAGCCCACAAUAGCUCUGCCUUUAUUAAUAGAGGAUCUUCAUAUUUUGAACUGGAAAAAUACAAACAAGCACUUGGCGAUUACUUGA